UCUGAGCGAAAGAGAAGAGGGAAGAAGAGGGCAAAAGCAAAACCCCGUAAUCCUGCGCAAUUAAUAUAGCAACAUUUCUUGUUUGUACUGGCUUUUCCUUUUUCGAUGCUUGGCUGUUCCACAUAAUAAUUCCUCUGGUUUUUUAAUUGCUUUUCAAUUAUUCGCUUGUGGGUCUGCUCUGCUGCUAAAAGGAUUUCUUCUUCAUUCUCGAAGAAAGGGAUAAUAUAGAUAAUUCGUAACUGCGAAGAAGGGAGGAAGAAUGAAGGGUCACGAACCAAAGGUGGCGAGAAUGGAGGACAUACUAAACCUUCCAGUGCAGGACCCUCCAUACGCCGAAUUCUCCGCAGUUCAUAUAAAUUGGGUUAAGGUUGACGGCGGGCGGCAAGGAGGCGACGACAUUGCCCUUAUUCCUUUCUCGAGAGUGGAUGAUUUUGUGAAAGGCGAGUCCAGCAAUGCCGAGUGCCCUGCUAGCUUCCGCGUCGAAUCAAGGCGGAAGAGAGCAGAGGGGAGUCUCAACAGACCUAGAGUGGAUGGAUACCUUGAGUAUACACUGUAUUGGUGCUCAUAUGGUCCUGAAGAUUACCGCGACGUCGAACCACAAAUCGGCGAAAUCUCGAGCAGUAAACCUGCCACCGGCAAGGGGAGUCGGCCGGGGAGACGGCAUAUGAUGAGGGGAUGUCUUUGUCACUUCACAGUGAAGCGACUGUACACUCGACCAUUGCUCGCACUCAUCAUCUACAAUCAGAGGAGUCACGUCGACAAGACGGGAGCUCCUUGCCAUGGAAUUCGUGAUCAGGAAGCUGUGGGGACGAGAGCUAUGUAUGCGCCUCGGCUAUCCGAGGAGCUGCGCCAGAAGGUGAUGUCCAUGCUACACGUCGGGAUAUCUUUAGAUGCCAUAGUCCAGCAUCACAUGGAAGAAGUGCAGAGGCACGGAGGGCCUCACAGCCGCGAUGAUUUCCUUACUCGCAACGACGUGCGCAACAUGGAAAGGAUUAUAAGGAACUCCUCCCAUGAACUGCACUCGAACGACCUCUGCAGUGUUAAGAUGUGGGCGCAUCGGCACCAGAAGCAUGUGUUUUACUUCCAGGAGAUCUCUGGUUCUGACCCUUUCGUGUUAGGGAUACAGACGGAUUGGCAGCUGCAGCAGAUGCUUGGGUAUGGGCACAGCGGAGCCAUAGCUUUUCACUCGGCGACUAGCACUAAGAAGCUUAAGUAUACUCUAUGCUCCCUACUGGCGUUUGACUUGUCGCAGAAUGCGAUUCCUGUCGCCUGGAUAAUAACUUCUUCGUCCUUGAGUCAAAUUCUUCGUAAAUGGAUGCCGGCACUUCUUGAAAAGAUACGCGGCAAGGACACGAGGUGGAGGCCUAAUGCGAUUCUAAUGGACGACCCCCUUCUUGAGGCUUCGUUGAUUCGAGAAGCUUUCCAGUGCCGGGUUUUGAUAUGCCUCUGGCACGUUCGCCGUGGCUGGCUUAAAGCUAUAUUAAAACUUUGCGACAAUUUUGAGGUGCAAAGAGAGAUGUUUAGGCACCUCGGCAGAAUUCUCUACUGCACGAGGAACGGGUCGAGCAAUGAGGCUUUCGAAGAGUUCAUGCAAAUAUACAUCGACCAGUCCUCAUUCAUCGAACUUUUUAGAUCUAAAUGGUUGCCGAAAAUGGGUAUGCUUUGAUCUUUCUUUGGCGCUUAUUUGGAAGACGCGGUCAACAUUUUGAUGUUUUUAUACUGUCUAGCAGAAUUUUGGAUCAACUGUGUCAGGACUCUCCCGGCGGCGAGCCAAGAACCGUAUGCUUCAAUCGAAUCCUAUCACUUACGAUUGAAAUCCCGGGUUCUUAGCUCGUUGCCUGCGUAUUCGAAUCAGAGAGUCGA
Molecule: messenger RNA, 1863 nt
Organism: Andrographis paniculata
Lineage: Eukaryota; Viridiplantae; Streptophyta; Magnoliopsida; Lamiales; Acanthaceae
Exons: 5
Coding region: 260-1666 (468 amino acids)
Source: RefSeq, a predicted model, not a curated record